AUGUUACCCCAAGAGAUGAAGGCAUCUCAAGCCCCGAAAUCGGCCGUAGAAGAUGAUUCACCUGUUGAUAUGGCAGUCGGAUCAGUAGAGGAGCGUCGUCCUUACACACUUGCGACGUUCUACCGGAGCGUGCUAUUUCAGAUGGUGUUAUUUGGGGCUCAGCUCAUUCGGUACAGACUCUCACUUGUUGGACCAGCUAUGUCAGACGCCAUAACCAACCUGGGGGGUGGCGGUUUAUCCUCGCCAUGGCUGGCAAAUCUUGCGAAUUCUUUGAGUUAUGCGUUCAGCUUCCUGAGUACCAUUCUAGGCGGACCCGUGAUCAAUAAGAUUGGCAUCAAAUGGUCGUGCUUGAUCGCAGCUCUCGCAAUGCCACUUCACGGAUCGGCAUACUAUGUGAACGCUAGGUACCGAACCGAAUGGUAUCUUUUGACGGCAAAUGUACUGGACUACAAGUAUGCGGGGUGA
Messenger RNA from Parastagonospora nodorum SN15, 465 nucleotides. RefSeq lists its product as hypothetical. The coding region runs from base 1 to 465 and encodes 154 amino acids. NCBI's taxonomy places the organism in Eukaryota, Fungi, Ascomycota, Dothideomycetes, Pleosporales, Phaeosphaeriaceae. The transcript is spliced from 2 exons. The record is from RefSeq and is a predicted model, not a curated record.